Messenger RNA from Chara braunii, 4196 nucleotides. NCBI's taxonomy places the organism in Eukaryota, Viridiplantae, Streptophyta, Charophyceae, Charales, Characeae. The record is from the annotation of a GenBank genome assembly.
GCGAAUUACCAUURUCCCUGGWRGAACGACASUCGGRAAAAUGAUGGUUAUAGGGAUUUUAAGUAUUGUGUAUUAUUUGUUUGGAUUGAAAGUAGUCAGUAGUUAUUAAUGUCUGGGAGAAGAAAAGAAGGCAAGGUUUGGAGUGAAUUGUURGAAUCUAUUUGACACUUGGACRUGUGGGUUUGUCGUGUUGAUUCUCUCAAGAUGACGGGAGGAAAUGUUGAUCYCGCAAAUAGUAAURCAGGGGAUCGUCKCAAYGAUAUUCUGRAACUCGYACGAGCCAUUCGUGAGGCCGAUAAUCAGAAGGCGCAACUGCCAAAGGUUCAAGUUCCCCUCUUCGAUGGCACCAAUGCCUCAACAUGGGCGGACAAGUUUGAACAAUUGGGCAGUUGCUGCGAAUGGUCGAGUAAGAAGAUGCUUCAAAUGGUGCAGCGAUAUUGUAUGGUCGAGUAUAAAGAGGAGGUGUUGAAGUUGGUGCAAGCUUCGCGCGACUGGCCGGACUUCAAGGCCAAAUUAUUGGACAAGUACCAGUUGGGGGAUCAACUGCUCGAUCUGGCGGACUUACGGAAGGUUAGUCGUCGGAAGUUUGGUACAGCCAAGCAGUUUCUUAGGGAGUUUGAGCGGGUUGCGCGCUUAGUGGUUGAUCUUCCUGAUAAGGAUCGGUGCCUUAUCUUCCUCGAAACCUUUUCAGAAGUUGAGCAGCGAGAACUGAUGAAGGACAUGACGGGGCGAUAUGACUGGCCAAAGAUAAAGGAAAAUCUGUUGGCCGGAAGUUUCGAUCAAAUGCUUUACCGUCUCCUGAAGCAGCAAAAGGAGGACCGUGAGAAGGAAGGGGUAAGCGCGGACAAGGAUCAAGCCGUUUACAAGACCCUGACUGAUAUGCGGAACAUGAUGGCUGACAUGAAGGAGGAAAGGUUGAAGUUGCAAGUGAUGAUGGUCCAAACAAAGGGUGGAAAAAGGAAGGGAAAAACUCCCGUCGUGGAGGAGGUGAGCAGUAGCAGCRGCGAAGAGGAAGAURAGGAGGAAGUGCAGCCCGCUCGAAAAUUGACCAAGGCAGAACGGAAGACCCUGAAUCAAAUACRAGRAGGGCAAKGURCUARCAAAAAGCAACGAAACAAUAAUGGAGGAGGUGGACAAGGAAGCAACCAGGAAYAGGCGGCGCAGACCCCUCCUCAGCAACCCCAACCUCAGGCAGGAGRSCGGGGCCGAGGUCGAGGUAGAGRCCAAGGCAAUGGGGGAGGCCGAGGAAAUGGGGGCGGCCGAGACAAUUGGCAGAAUUGGUUUUGCAAGUACUGUGGCCAAGAUGGACAUGGGAUACGGUUUUGUCAGACCUUUACCAAAGAUGAAAACGAUAAGGUUAUAUAUACGAAUAUCCGAGGCGAGGUCUACAACUUCGAAAGGAAUCUCAUCGAUCCCAAUGUGGAGGGAGGAAUGAGAAAGGAAGCUUUCCGACGCAUGGGGCGARAUCUUCCAGCAACUUUUCGACUGGCUUCUCCGGAAGAAGUCGAACAGAUUGAGCUGGAAGCGACGAUGAAGUCAUUGACAAUUGAGGAUGUCAAGGCCGGAGAUGAAGGUUUGAGCAAAGGGCAGGAAGAGAUACUGCAUCGAGCCCAGUUGGUGGUCAAGAAGAUGAACCGAUGUCGGAAAACUUUUGUUCAAAUAUGCGCCGACAUGAAUGAAGAAUGGUCCGGGCUUCCCCAAGUUUUUUUGUUUGGAGGAUGGGACAGAGACGGCCAAGGAGGUCUUAAUGAUGUUAGCGCACCACAAUCUGGAUCGCCGUCGGCAGGGCGUUUGAUGGCCACCACGGUCUUGUCCCGUCCUGCGUUCAAGCGACUGCCACUGCUGGUCUCCCACAAACUCGGAGGGCUCGAAGGCCAUCGCGGCCAAGGGCAAUGCCAGAAGAAGGACCAAGUCAGCCUCGGGAAACCGAGACGAUUUCGAUUGAAGAAGACGAUGGCGAGGAGGAGGAAUUGCUGCGAGCCGAAGAUGAGAGGCAGGCCAAACAACGAGCCAUGGAGAGGGAGCCAGAAACGGGCAAGGCCGAUAUUGGGGAAGCCCCGCUGUGCCGCAGCCUCGCCUUGUCUCAGGGCCAUCGACGACCCCCCCUCCGACGGCUUUUUGCCGCGCAUUAAGAGAGCUGGCGGGUAUCCUUACAGCAAUGGAGGGUCCUCUUACAGCAAUGGGGGGUCCUCUUACACAAAUGGGGGGUCCUCUUACACAAAUGGGGGGUCCUCUGCUGCGGCGCUAGCGGAGGGUGGCACCAUCCGCCGGGCUCAGCGCGCCGUUUCCGCCGCCGCCUCCUCCGCCUCUGGUGCUGCCACCGCCGCCUAUGCUGCCACUGCUUGUGCCUCGUCGUCAUUUCCACAUAGUCACGUGUCAUGCUUCCCUCCGGGAGACCGAAGGUGGUGCUUCUCUCCUCGCAAUGGGAGCAUUUUUCAUUACUCCCCACCCCUCGUCUGCGGGGUCACCGACUGUGCAAUCGUCGAGCAUGAUGACGAUCAACACGUCGACCGAUCGAAUCACAACGAGGACGGCGAGUGUUUCGAUGGUGAUGAGUGGUUCGAUGCCGACGAUGAAGAAGGAGGAAGAAGAAGAGAGCAGCAGCGAGAUCUAAGGCUUUGGGAAGGAGGAGGUCGAUGGCCCAGCGGCAAUGACACCUCCUCCUCCUCCUCCUCCACCUCAUCCUCCCCCUCCUCCUCCUUCCUUGCACCUCAUCGUUGUGCUGUCUGUUCCAGUCCCGCCGCCGUUGACUUUUCAAGUCAAAGUCCAAGGAGCAAAGUCAACGUCGCCGCUAGCGAGAAUGGCAACGGUCACAGCUUGCUGAGCGGCGGCUGGCAGCGAAAUGCGAAUCCCAUGAUUCUUGAAAUCCCCGAGCAACAACUCAGAUGCCACGUGUCACGUCGUCGGCUUCGGCGCCACUGGUACCCUCACGCUGUUUUUAGCCCAUCCGACGGCCUCGUCGGCAGUUUCGAUAGACUUGCUGCUUCGACGACGAUACCGACCCAAGACGACCUGAAGAGAGCUGCAGCAAAGAAGGCCGUGGAGUACGUUGAGAGUGGGAUGGUCUUGGGACUUGGAACAGGUUCCACUGCAGCUUUUGCUGUGGCCAGGAUCGGACAGCUGCUGCAGAAUGGGACCUUGAAAAAUAUUGUGGGGGUUGCCACGUCCAAGAGGACGGCAGAACAAGCUGAGGCUGUUGGCAUUCCACUCUCUGGGCUCGACGACCAUCCGGUGAUCGAUUUGGCCAUAGAUGGAGCGGAUGAGGUGGACCCGGACCUCAAUCUCGUCAAAGGACGAGGAGGGGCACUUCUGCGAGAGAAGAUGGUGGAGAGGGCAUCAAGGAAAUUUGUGGUGAUCAUUGAUGACUCCAAGCUGGUCGAUGGGCUAGGAGGUAGUGGGUUGGCAAUGCCCGUGGAAGUUGUACAGUUCUGCUGGAGGUACAAUUGCUACAGGCUGCAGAAUCUUGCUGAGAUUGCAGGCUGCGAGGCUCGGCUAAGGAUGGAUGGGGACAAGCCAUAUGUUACGGACAAUUCAAACUACAUCAUAGAUCUCUACUUCUCCGCUCCCAUCAAGGACCCUCAAGCUGCAGCCAAGGCCAUCUCGUCCUUGGCGGGGGUUGUCGAUCACGGGCUAUUUUUGGACAUGGCAACGGCCGUUGUAAUUGCUGGGAAGGAAGGGAUCGAAGUGAAGGAGCGUGAGUUGGUUUGGAGGUCACAGCGCAGACGAACAGAGACGCUGCUGUCAGCAUGAUUCUUCCCUUUCCCAACUCUUGGGGUGGUUGAAUGAUUUCAUUCUUGAUCUAUUAAUAUCGGACUUACAGCCGCGUAUUGCGCGGGGACUGGCUGGCUACAACUAGGCUGGAAAGAUUGUUGGUGACUCAAGGAAGAAAGUGGCGUUUUCAGCAGCAGCUGAAACUCCCAAAUGUCGGUAACAUUGCAUACGAAUCUUGGAGAGAUUAAAUGUGAAAUCUUCUGUGAUGAGGUGCCCAAGACAGCAGAGAACUUCUUGGCGUUGUGCGCAAGCGGAUAUUACGAUGGAACAAUAUUUCACAGUUCUGUUUGACCGUAUAUGUGAAGAAGUCAAAUAAAAAAUCAGUACACAAUGUUACACAUGCAAAAUUGCAAAUUCACACUUCACUAUGACAAUUAUAUAGGCUACCAGCCUUGACUGCGCUAAAACAAACUAAAACGAUACUC